Messenger RNA from Effrenium voratum, 737 nucleotides. The record is from the annotation of a GenBank genome assembly. NCBI's taxonomy places the organism in Eukaryota, Dinophyceae, Suessiales, Symbiodiniaceae.
GGUUGGUUUCGCUUGCAGCGAGUUGCCAUCCGUUGCCACUAAACCCAAGUGCCCUUUGGAUGGGUUGCCAAACUGCGCCCAUGAGUGUUGAAGAUAUGCUGCCCAAACGAGGCCUGCGCGUGGCGAUCUUCGGAAGCACCCAGUUCUAUGGGGCCGACUCCCAGGACCUUUGCCAGGCGCUGGGGCAAAAGCUGGCACAACGCUGUGCGAAUGAGGUGGUGCUGCUGACGGGGGCCAACGCGGUGGUGCAGGAGGUCAUCUCCAGGAACUUUCACCAGGCCCUCGGGGGUGAGGCGCGGAUCUUCCAUUUGGCGCCCAGGGACUUCAAGUGUCCUUGGGACUUCGGUAAGGUCCUCGUUGCCGGGGAGGACAUGAUGGAGCGCCGGAAGAUUCUGGCGCAGAGCGCCCACGUGGCCAUCACCGUGGAGGGUGGCCCUGGCACUUCGGACGAGAUCAAGAACGCGCAAGCGGUUGGCGUCCCUGUGCUUCCCGUGGCACGCACGGGGGGAGCCUCCUCCUCGGAGUUCGCGAGCUGUGCGAAGCCGGCGCACGUCACCGACGCGCAGUGGGCGCUUCUUUCUGACACCUCCGUGCCGGUAGACACGACUGCCUCUGCAAUCGCGGAGAUGGUGGCGUCUAUGCUUUAGGCAGGCGCUGGGGCAACGCGUCUCGACGCUUGCCUCCGCCGUGUGCGCUUGCAAGCAAGAGAAAAGAGCAGAUGUUUGUCUGAUUGAGCA